This is a messenger RNA of Pygoscelis adeliae (Adelie penguin), 2004 nucleotides long. It is a transcript of the gene MPP3, whose product is annotated as membrane protein, palmitoylated 3 (MAGUK p55 subfamily member 3). Bases 90 to 1847 code for a protein of 585 amino acids. Gene Ontology annotation, cellular component: plasma membrane; cell-cell junction. Gene Ontology annotation, molecular function: protein binding. The transcript has 18 exons. The record is from RefSeq and is a predicted model, not a curated record. NCBI's taxonomy places the organism in Eukaryota, Metazoa, Chordata, Aves, Sphenisciformes, Spheniscidae.
CAGGACUGCCUCUGAAUCGCAGUCCAGAAAGAAGAAACAAUCGUGUUGAUUUAAGUUGAACAUUUGUCUCUAAGAUUAAGAACAAAGCCAUGCCAGUGCUUUCGGAAGACUCAGGAUUGCAUGAAACUUUGGCCCUUUUGACAUCUCAGCUAAGACCUGAUUCAAAUCAUAAAGAGGAGAUGGGAUUCCUUAGGGAUGUCUUCAGUGAAAAGAGUCUCGGCUACCUGAUGAAGAUUCAUGAAAAACUCCGUCAUUAUGAAAGACAGAGUCCAACUCCUGUUUUACAUAGUGCAGCAGGAUUAGUUGAAGAUGUAAUAGAAGAAUUGCAGACCGCACCAGUGAAUAAUGAAGAAAAAGAGCUACUUCAGCUGUUGUCAACACCACAUCUCAGGGCAAUGCUUGUAGUACAUGACACUGUAGCACAGAAGAACUUUGACCCAGUCCUUCCACCUCUUCCUGAUAACUUUGAUGAUGAUUUUGAUGAGGAAUCAGUGAAAAUUGUUCGGCUAGUGAAAAAUAAAGAACCCUUGGGAGCUACCAUCAGAAGAGAUGAGCAUACAGGAGCUGUGAUUGUAGCAAGGAUCAUGAGAGGUGGUGCAGCUGAUCGCAGUGGUCUUGUCCAUGUUGGAGAUGAACUAAGAGAAGUCAAUGGUAUUACUGUGCUUCACAAACGACCAGAAGAAAUAAGUCAGAUUUUGGCUCAGUCUCAGGGAUCAAUAACAUUAAAAAUAAUUCCAGCCAUCAAAGAAGAAGAUCGUCUAAAAGACAGUAAGGUGUUUAUGAGGGCGCUUUUCUGCUAUAAUCCCAAAGAAGACAGAGCCAUUCCCUGCCAGGAGGCUGGGCUGCCAUUUAAGAGACGACACGUCCUAGAGGUUGUAAGCCAAGAUGAUCCCACAUGGUGGCAAGCAAAGCGUGUUGGAGAUACCAACCUCAGAGCAGGCUUGAUCCCCUCAAAACAGUUCCAAGAAAGACGACUGACUUACAGAAGAACAAUAGGCACUCUGCAGAAUCCCAGAACUGUGAAGAAACCAUUAUAUGAUCAGUCUUCUGAUAAAGAAGACUGUGACUGUGAAGGAUAUUUCAAUGGACAGUACAUAGCUGGCUUACGCAGGAGCUUUAGAUUAAGUCGUAAAGAGGAGAACAAUCUGAAUGAAGGAAAGCAAGCAGAGCAGGCAGAUGCAGUAGAGUUCCUAACAUAUGAAGAAGUCACAAAAUACCAGCAGCAGCCUGGUGAACAGCAGAGGCUGGUGGUUUUGAUUGGUUGUUUGGGGGCCAAAUUAAGUGAGCUCAAGCAGAAGGUUGUGUCAGAGAACCCACAGGAUUAUGGUGUUGCAGUUCCACAUACAACCAGGUCAAAGAAAAGUCACGAGAAAGAGGGAGUAGAAUACAAUUUUGUCUCUAAGCAAUCAUUUGAGACAGAUGUGCAGCAAAACAAAUUUGUGGAACAUGGAGAAUACAAAGAAAAUCUGUAUGGUACAAGUCUUGAGGCAAUCCGGUCCGUGAUGGCCAAAAAGAAGGUUUGUUUGGUGGAUGUGGUACCUGAAGCAGUAAAGCACUUGAGGACUCCUGAGUUUAAGCCUUAUGUUAUCUUUGUGAAGCCUCUCAUUCCAGAAAAGAAAAAACAUGUCCUAAAAUCUCCCAUGUCAGAAGAAAUCUCAGCCUCCUUUGAUGAAGAACAGCAGGAAAUUAUUAAUUCAGCAGCAUUCAUUGAAGAGCAGUAUGGCCAUUUAAUUGACACUGUACUGGUGAAAGAAGAUCUCCAGAGUGCAUGUAAUCAGCUGAAAACUGUGUUAGAGAAACUAAACAAGGAUUCAUUCUGGGUGCCAGUCAACUGGGUUAGGUCAUAGCUUAUCAUCUGUUUAAGGGAAAGAUUAUAUAAAAAUGUCUUGUAAAGAUACGGAUUAGAAGAGGGAAAUAUGUCAAAUUCACUUCAAAACUGCCGGUCUAUCUAGAAGCUAAUACAUAAAGACUGUAUGAGAAAAACUAAACAAAGUUAGAAGCUGA